AAUAUCUUUGUAAGUGUCAACCAGCUUCAGUUGUUGACGUAAACAUCUGUGCGUAAACAUGCGCCUGGUAUACUAUACGCUACUUGUUUUUGUGUUUGAUGUUAUCAACGUAAGAGAGAAGUGUCACGCCGAAAGCACCGUACCAUGGUACGAAUCAUUACCGGCAGUAGCGAUGGACUAUAAAGUCCACAUAGACGCUGGUAAGGAAGACUGUUAUUUCCAGUACGUGAAUCCCGGUGCAACAUUUUAUGUUAGUUUUCAGGUACUACGAGGUGGUGAUGGGAUGGCUGGCUUUGCUGUGAGGCAUCCAAAUGGGCAGAUAGUUCACCCAUAUCAAUGGAGACCUAGUGCAGAGUAUCAAGAACAAACAUCCACAGGGGGAUACUAUAGUGUCUGCAUUGAUAAUCAGUUUUCCAGGUUUGCAGCUAAGCUCGUCAACCUGUACAUCACAGUUAUCAGGUAUGAUCAAUGGGAUAAGUUCACCAAGGAAAUGGAAGAAAUGAACUUAAGUGUGGAAAAUUUCACGAUGUCUAUAAAGAAGGUGGAACAUAAUAUAAAUGAGAUGCUGCAGUUGCAGUAUCACAGUCGGAGUCGUGAAUCGCGUGAUUAUAAUCUUCUCCUGGAUAACAACAGUUAUGUUCAGAAUUGGUCAAUUGCACAGAUUCUGCUCAUAACAUGUACUACAACCCUGCAAGUUUACUUUGUUCGGAAGCUCUUUGAUGUGAAAGAUGCCAGAGGUGGUCGCCCUCGUGCCUGAAACUGUGUCCUUAAGUUAUGACACCAGAAGAUAGUUGACAUUGUUUUAGAAAGUAAAGUUAUGCACAUAAACUUUCAUCGUUUCCAGUGGCUUCUGAAAGGCAUAAGACUACUUACGCAUUUUUGUUCAGUAUUUUUUGAGAUAAGGUACAGGUAAAAGACUGUAAUAUAAGUUAUUACUCAUGUUUUGAAAAAGUCAUUAUUUUCAUGAUAUUUAAUAUUCUUUCAGUGCUGUUAUGUAAAAAAACUAUUUUGUAUUUGUUGUAUACAUCAGAAUUACAGAUAUUUUUGACAUA
Molecule: messenger RNA, 1052 nt
Organism: Schistocerca americana (American grasshopper)
Lineage: Eukaryota; Metazoa; Arthropoda; Insecta; Orthoptera; Acrididae
Gene: loj
Product: transmembrane emp24 domain-containing protein 5
Exons: 4
Coding region: 59-757 (232 amino acids)
Biological process (GO): Golgi organization; intracellular protein transport; endoplasmic reticulum to Golgi vesicle-mediated transport
Cellular component (GO): endoplasmic reticulum; endoplasmic reticulum-Golgi intermediate compartment; COPII-coated ER to Golgi transport vesicle
Source: RefSeq, a predicted model, not a curated record